GAUGUGGAUACCGUUGCUGGUACAGGAUAUGAGAUGGACAUAUAAACUGUAAUAUUAUUGGAUUUUAAGCAGUGGAGCCUGUGACAGAAGCGAGAGGAAAACCUGCAUUAUCCGUUCAUCUUUUUUUCUGUUCAGUGUCUAUUUAAAUAUGAUUAAUAAAGUCCUUUGAUGUGACAUUACUACUAUUGGUGUAUACAAUCAAUUCAUCGUGGGAAAUCUACCAAAUUAUCAGGCUACCUCAGAUUGUAGAGCUGUGCAAGGAGGAUAAUAAUCAUGGCAAAACUUCCAAAUUUACCACGUACAAAGAGUGCUACCGAAGUACCAAAGUUGUUCCGUGAGCCUGAUGUACACAACGGUUACCGAAUCCCAAAUCAGCCAAUCACAUACUAUGCGCUGAGUAUGUUCCAAGUCCACAAUGAAUUAUUAAAUGUCUGGACUCAUGUCAUUGCAUUUUCUAUUUUACUGUACCGGUCUUUGACUUUUAUUUCCCAGGUUGACCUUAGUGACCCGCAUGCCUGGCCAUUACUGAUUUUCUGCACUUCUUGUUGUAUGUAUGUCUUUCUUAGCAGCACUGCCCACUUGUUCCAGUCCCAGUCUGAGUUAACUCAUUACACCUGUUUUUUCAUGGAUUAUAUUGGUAUCAGUCUCUAUGGUUUUUCUAGUGGUAUGGUUCACUUUUAUUACAGUGCUGAGGAGUCGUAUAUAAAAUUCAUUGGCAGUGGAUGGUUUUUUUUCGUUGUAACUUUGUGUUUGGCUUCAUUUGCAUGCUUUGCUAACGGAUAUCCGAAAGUUAAAUAUACACGGCCUUACCCCUAUACAAGAAAGCUUUGGCAACUUGGAUCUGUCGGUAGCUUAUACCUCUGGAUCAUAGCCCCAAUUUUUCACCAUAUAAUCAUGUGUAAAUCUAAUUCCUGUACAGAUGAAGGAAUUUAUUAUCAUGAAGCGCAAGUGUUCUGGUUUUUGAUAGGAGCAGUUUUCUUUGCAUUACCGUAUCCACAGAAAAUUGCCCCAGGCUGGUUUGAUAUUGUUGGUCAUGGACACCAAUUUUUCCACAUCUUCAUACCUAUAUGUACGUACAGUCAAAUGCAAGCGGAAUAUUUCGAUUUAGUUAAUAGACGAGAAAUCAUUGAGAAGUACUUUGAACCUAGUUUUAUGAUGACGUUUGGAUUAACUGCAGUUUUACUAAUUGUUAAUUUUAUUAUCCUUUUUUGGCUUCGGAUUAAAGUUGUGGAAAAAAUCAAACUCAAAGGUGAAUAGCCAAUGUGGAUGUGGAAGGGUGAUGGAGUGUCUCAGGUGAAAUAUUUCCCCGAGAUAGGAUUUUAUGUUCAAAUCUUAACUAAUCAUGAUACCAUCCCAAAUUAUUAUUCCAAAACACUUUUUUACCAUAAUUUAUACUCACUUAACCACAGACUGCAGAAUGUACUUAUUUAUUUCUGGAUUAAUUUUGUCAUGUUAAAUUUGUCUUUGUGCUGAAUCAGCAUCACCACUAGAGGGCGGUACUUUCUUUCCGCUGGAUGACAGAGCAUGUUUUGACAUUUGUCUCCACUAGAGGGCAGUAUACUGUCUGAAUGGCAAACUCUCAAAGAU
Molecule: messenger RNA, 1587 nt
Organism: Saccoglossus kowalevskii
Lineage: Eukaryota; Metazoa; Hemichordata; Enteropneusta; Harrimaniidae
Product: membrane progestin receptor beta-like
Biological process (GO): response to steroid hormone
Cellular component (GO): plasma membrane
Molecular function (GO): nuclear steroid receptor activity; steroid binding
Source: RefSeq, a predicted model, not a curated record